Messenger RNA from Heteronotia binoei (common prickly gecko), 3126 nucleotides. RefSeq names its product solute carrier family 38 member 5 (gene SLC38A5). The transcript is spliced from 15 exons. Gene Ontology annotation, molecular function: L-glutamine transmembrane transporter activity; glycine transmembrane transporter activity. NCBI's taxonomy places the organism in Eukaryota, Metazoa, Chordata, Lepidosauria, Squamata, Gekkonidae. The record is from RefSeq and is a predicted model, not a curated record. Gene Ontology annotation, biological process: L-glutamine transport; glycine transport; serine transport. The coding region runs from base 110 to 1597 and encodes 495 amino acids.
GUGCGCCACUGAUCCAAGCGCCUCGCUGUUGCCGCCGCUUGCCACGUGAUUUGAACCCCCCUGCGGUUGCGUACACACAGACCCAACGAGCAAACCCCACGCCCCCAAGAUGGAGAUGCAGAAAAUGGGAGAAGAGGAUUGCACUGAGCGCCUCAAUGGGACCAUACCUGAGAGCGAAAAGGCAGUCACGCUGGAAGAUGGCUACGAGGGAGAGGAGUCUGCCAUGAUGGAACAGGAAGAGUUCCUGCCCCACAUUGCCGCCAAGAAACUGAGCCAGUUCACUGAUUUCGAAGGGAAGACUUCGUUUGGGAUGUCCGUCUUCAACCUGAGCAAUGCCAUCAUGGGCAGCGGCAUCCUAGGCUUGGCUUAUGCCAUGAGCACCACCGGGAUCGUCCUCUUUGUGGUGCUUCUGAUCAGCAUCGCUUUGCUCUCCGCCUAUUCCAUUCACCUGCUGCUGGCGUGCGCCGGAGUCGUGGGAAUCAGAGCUUAUGAACAGCUGGGAUUCAGGGCGUUCGGCCACGGGGGCAAGGUGGUGGCUGCUGUAAUCAUCUCAGUGCACAACAUCGGAGCCAUGUCCAGUUACUUAUUCAUUGUUAAAUCUGAGCUGCCUCUUGUGAUUCAAACAUUCUUAGGACUGAAGGAGCGCACCGGCGAGUGGUUCAUGGAAGGGAACGUUUUGAUCAUCAUUGUCAGCGUUUGUGUCAUCUUGCCCUUAGCGCUGAUGAAACAUCUGGGCUAUCUAGGCUACACCAGCGGACUUUCGCUCACCUGUAUGUUUUUCUUUCUUGUCUCGGUGAUCUACAAGAAAUUCCAGAUCACCUGCUCCUUCAAUGGGACGCACUACGAAGAGGCCCCCAUCUACUAUAAUGGACACAACACCACCACUGAGCACGAAGAUGACGUCUGCGUGGCCAAGAUCUUCACUGGCAGCUCCGAGACGGCCUAUGCCAUUCCCAUUUUGGCAUUUGCCUUCGUCUGCCAUCCAGAGGUGCUUCCCAUUUACACAGAGCUGCGCAGGGCCUCUAAGCGUCGGAUGCAGAACGUAGCCAACGUCUCCAUCCUGGCCAUGUUUAUCAUGUACCUGCUGACAGCCAUCUUUGGCUACCUCACCUUUUACGGUAAUGUGGAAGCUGAGAUGCUGCACACUUACAUCCAAGUAGACCCUCUGGACCAGCUUAUCCUCUGUGUGCGGCUGGCUGUGCUGCUUGCAGUGACGCUCACAGUGCCCGUGGUUCUGUUCCCGAUCCGCCGGGCCAUCCAGCAACUGCUUUUCCCCAAGAAGGACUUCAGCUGGCUCCGUCACAUCGCCAUCGCCACCUGCCUCCUCGUGUUGGUCAACAUCCUUGUCAUCUUCGUGCCGAACAUCAAGGACAUCUUCGGAGUGAUUGGAGCAACAUCCGCCCCCAGCCUCAUCUUCAUCCUUCCCAGCAUCUUCUACAUCCGUCUCGUCCCCAGUGAGAAAGAGUCACUGCUCUCCAAAUCUAAAAUCCAGGCUGCCUGUUUUGCCGCCCUCGGCUUCAUUUUCAUGGUGAUGAGUCUCAGUUUCAUCGUCGCUGACUGGGUCACGACAGGAAAGAGCAGCGUCGGGGGGCACUAACCCCCCCUUGCCCCCCCAAGAGACACAGUGGUUCCAUCCAGGAAGAACCCCUUCAGUGCCGGGGAGAGGGCAUCGUCGCCUUCCGUUUACCCUCGUUCAUCCUGGAGACGCCGCAACUCUUCGCUGUGGGGGAAGUCUCGAACGGCACCCUGUCUCGCCAUGGCGAUUCCAAAAGUGGGUCUGGAACGGCACCCGGGGCCUUCUCUGGAGGCUCCGGCGACCAUGAAACAGCUCAUCAGAAGACUGGCUACCCCAUUGCCAUGGAUGCAGCAUUCUCUCUCCCCAUUGGUUGGCUUUGGUGCUACGAUCACAGGGUCGACCAGCAAGUGCUUUCAUCCUCUGCGGUAACCACGGAGCGUGCCUCAGUUUUCUCUCAUCCCUGGCAAUAUGAUACCGUUGCCACGUUGCUUGUCUCGACAGAACUGUGUGGGUUUUGUGUACUGUCCAGUGCCGUAGGAUGGUCUGUCAACACUUGCUCUUCUCUUUCCUGUUCUGGAGAGAAUCCCUGGCCGGUCCUACCUUAUUUUCUGUUUCUGUAGUAAUAAUGCCUGGCUGCCUUGAAGGCGGCCUGUCUCCUUCUUGCCGUUUGGCAUGGAAGCAGGGCUCUAACCUUGCUGUUACCUCAGCCCUAGCCUCCAUCUGUUUGUCCUUACCCCCCUGUCUGGUAGCAGACGGGGACCACAAUGCCAAUUGUGCCUCGGGGUAGUCGCACCCCCAAGACAGGGAAUGACCUAAGACAACAGUGCCCCCUAGUGGGCAAUGUAAUUUAUUUGUUGAAGAACAACGUUUGAGUCCAGUGGUGUCUUUAAGACCAAUACAUUUAAUUCUAGGUAUAAGCCAGAGGUGUUCAAACUUGCUUAAUGUAAGAGUCACGUAGAAUAAACAUCAGAUGUUUGAUACCCGCAAGACAGGGAGAGAGGAAGGGAAGGAAGCAAAUGCAUGGGGGGAGGGAAGGAGAGGUGGAAAGGAAGCAACUUUAAAUGCAUUCUCCAAGCUGCAAACUGGCUUGGCUUGGAAAAUUUAAUUUAAUUUAAUUUUUCAGUUUAUACCCUGCCCUAUCCCGCAAGCAGGCUCUGGGCGGCUUACAAGAUUAAAAAAACCUUACAAAACAUCAAACAAACUUUAAAGAGAUAAAUGCCUUCUCCAAGCCAUCUGACAGAGUGGGGGGGUGCUUUGAGAGCCCCACAAUAUGUGUGAAAGAGCCACAUGUGGCUCCCGAGCUACAGUUUGGCCACCCCUAGUAUAACCUUUUGCAUGCGCACACACUUCAUCACACAGACAGUGUGCGUGCACAAGAAAGCGUAUACCCGGAAUUAGACUUCGUUGUUCUUAAAUGUUGCUGGACUCCAACUUUGUUCUGUUGCCUCAGAACAACACGGCUACCCACCUGAAUCUAAUUUAUUUCUUAGCACUUAAUUUGGACCUGGCUACCAGACCAAAGACAACAGCACAAACACCCUGGGGCCCACACAAUCCUCAUCAGGAUUCCUGGUUUCCUCUAAGAGAGAAGAGAGGCCUGGGGUGUUCAA